This is a messenger RNA of Encephalitozoon intestinalis ATCC 50506, 594 nucleotides long. RefSeq lists its product as uncharacterized. The record is from RefSeq and is a predicted model, not a curated record. The transcript has a single exon. Lineage: Eukaryota; Fungi; Microsporidia; Unikaryonidae. Bases 1 to 594 code for a protein of 197 amino acids.
AUGAACUCCGAAAAUAAUAGCAGCAUAUUAGCAACCAUACAGGGCAGAUAUAAAUUUAGAUCCAAGACCCUUGAUUAUUCCACAUCCUUUUACCCCGAUAGAUUUACGAUUCUCUAUAAAGAUCGAAAAGUGGGGGAAGUUUCUUAUGAAAACAUUUUGAGAGUUGAAAAAAAUAGAGAAGGUUUGAAGUUCGGCCUGAGAAACGGAGUGUGGAUAAAGAUACCAUGUGCAUCGGAUGAUAAAAGAAAAAUCUUUCGUAUAUUCAAGGCCAAAAAGCUUGGGGGAAUUAUGAGUCAGAAUGACAUAAUGGGCUUGGCACUUGUGGAAUUUGCUGAUUUGAAAUUUCUAGUUCCUCUUGCAAGUAUGUGUUUCUCAGACUUUAAGAAAAGCGUAAUCAAGAAGAUUGGAAGCCAUUUUCUCCCAUCUCAGAGUCUUGAUUUUGUGAGUUUAGACCAUUACAAUGAAUUUUCCCUCUUUAUUAAGGACAAGGAUUCGCUUGUAAUAUUUGAAAAUGAUGACGAUCUCUUGUGCAGCCUUUUAUACUUUGAAAAGAAAUUAGAUGUAGUAGUUAAACAUGUACCUAGAACGUCUUAA